This is a messenger RNA of Aphanomyces invadans, 1498 nucleotides long. RefSeq lists its product as hypothetical. Gene Ontology annotation, biological process: regulation of cyclin-dependent protein serine/threonine kinase activity; mitotic cell cycle phase transition. The transcript is spliced from 4 exons. Gene Ontology annotation, molecular function: cyclin-dependent protein serine/threonine kinase regulator activity. The record is from RefSeq and is a predicted model, not a curated record. Gene Ontology annotation, cellular component: cyclin-dependent protein kinase holoenzyme complex; nucleus; cytoplasm. NCBI's taxonomy places the organism in Eukaryota, Oomycota, Saprolegniomycetes, Saprolegniales, Verrucalvaceae. Bases 95 to 1360 code for a protein of 421 amino acids.
CGCUCAAGUUGGCAGUCCCCAAUUGCCACCAGCCGAUACAGGCCUGCCCGCGCCGCCGCCGCCUUAUCCUCCGCUGCGAGCUUCCGCCCCAAGGAUGAUGCACAACAAUCCCACAGAUCGUAAGAGGAAACGAGGAGCUUUAGAAGACAUCAGUAAUACACACAAAGCGUCCGCGCCGUCCACGCGGAUGUCCACACGACUCAAUGUCAAAGGCGCCGGUGCCCCUCAAUUAACGCAGUCGCAAACCUCCGAGUCCAGCACCCAGUCCACAUCCCCGAGCCAGGAAGAUCACGAUGCUCCAGUCGGCGUCGUGUCGCCAAAGAAGAAAAAAAUUCACCAGGAUGCUCCUGUCCUCGACGCUGCCUCAGGAGUCGUCUCGAGGAGAUCCGCGACACUCUCACGACAGAAGUCAUUUGAAUUUCAGACAAAAGACCUCCGAGACCGACAACGCAUGUUCGAUGUGCGCACGAAUGCAUUAAGUUCGGAGUAUGAUGUGGAAGUGUACGUCGCGCAAGUGGGCAUGAUCGAUUCCAAGGAAGACGAUGCGAUGGCCCGCGAGAUUGACAAGUACCAUCGCUCUCACGAACACAAAUACCGCGUUCAAAACGACUUUCUGUCCGAUGUGAAAGAUGGUGUCAAAAGUGACAUUAAUUGUCGCAUGAGGGGCAUCCUUGUCGAUUGGCUCGUCGAAGUUGGCGAAGAAUACAAGCUCGUACCGCACACGUUGCACUUGGCGAUUCACCUCGUUGACAGAUGCUUGUCCACGAUGCGAUUGGCGCGCGGAAAGCUGCAGCUCCUUGGAUGCGCAUGUAUGAUGCUCGCGUGCAAGUACCAAGAAGUCGUUGCCCCCAGCAUCGAAGAUUUCAUCUACAUCAGUGACCACACAUACACGAACGAAGAAAUGCUGGCGAUGGAAGCAACUGUGCUGGAAGCGCUCGAGUACAAGAUCAGCGGCACCAAUGUGUACCAUUUCCUGGAGCGGUUCAUUCUUGCAGGCUGCACAUCCGACGUUCAGCGGCAUUUCGCACAUUACUUGAUGGAGCUUGCGGCCGUGGACUAUUCUAUUACGAUCACGUACCCGCCUUCGAUUCUCGCCGCAUCCGUCGUAUAUAUGACUCGACUCGUCACGGAGGAGAAGAGCCCUUGGACGCCCACGCUGCACUACUACACCAAGUACAACGCUGUUCAAAUCGUGGAGUGUGCGACGCAUCUGUACAAGAUCCACAACGCCGAGUACCAAGUGCUGUUGACUGAUCCGGAGAAAACACGAGCGAUCACAGACAAGUAUUCCCAACGAUCGCACGCGCGGGUUGGCAAAUUGGCACCAGUGGCCCCUCCGUCGACGCUGCAGUCGCCAUGAGCACCAGGGAAAUGCUACUCGAUCUACCAACGUGGUCACAUCCUUCAGCCUCAACGACGCUGCCAAUCGCGACCCAUAUUUCUUAAUCUCAACCCUGGUUGACCCAUUCACACGUCCCUAUCGGCCCUGGCCCAGCUG